AUGCCAGUCCAUUCAAAUCAAAGUACUACCAGAAUUGGACCACGAGGCGGUCAGCACAUGGAUAGGACUCUGACUCAAGCACAGGCGAUCCGAGAGCAGAAACGGAGACUGAAAACAAAUAGUAACAUAACUGACUCGGCAGAGGACACGGAAUGGGAUGGAGAAAGUACGGGGAAUCCCAGUGUCGUGUCAAAUAACUCUACAUCUAUAAUGAAUCCAAAUGAAGCGCUAGUAACUGGCAGCGAUGAGACAAUCAAAUCCGAAAUCGGGUUUCGUCACUUGUCCAAUGAGGGAGUAUUAGAUAGAGGUGCAUAUGCAGAUUUGAAGGAAGAUCCUGAUGAUGAGUAUUUUCCCAGCAUGAUAUCGCGUAACGAUUUGAUUUUUUCUAGUGGUAGGAAACACGGCGGUGGUAGUGCUAGCCGAUGGGAUGCCCGUCCACUUUACCCGAAGAAGAGAGUAACCAGCCAUGAGGGAAAAGGUUUAACUGCGCUUCGAAAGUCGUUGGGGGAACCAAUCCCAUUGCAUUAUAUGUCACAGGAUAAUACAGACAUACCACAGCCUCGAAUCUCAAACUUAGAUCCUAUACGGCAGGCCGGGACUUCUAAGAAUGUUGAUCAUGACAUAUUACCAGAUAAUGAGAUAGAAAAGAAACGUAAAGAGAUGACUGCUAAAUGGAGAACUUUGUUGACAAAGGAUAAACUAUCUGUUGAGAAGAAAUUAAAAGAAUUGGAGUUAUGGCACGAUUCCGGGAAGAAAAUUCCGCAACCAAAACAACCAAAACAACCAGAGAGAGUGCCAUCUGUCAUAUCAUCAUUCGGUAGCCCACUGCCAAACAUUUCAAGGACGCCCCCUGUACCAAAAGCAGAUGAAACUGAAGAUUUUUUACUGAAGUUACGCGAUAAUGUUGACAGUAACUCUCAGAAAUUGGAUCAGAUUAUAGCAUUACUGUCUGCCAAGCAACCAAAAACACCGAGCCCGGAACCAAGUCAUGGAGCCAGUAUCUUACGAAACGGCAUCCCGACUGAAAAUAUGUUUUGGACACUCUGUAUUAUAGUAUUAUUUGUCGGGAACGUAAUGGUGUACCACUACUUAUAG
Messenger RNA from Huiozyma naganishii CBS 8797, 1095 nucleotides. RefSeq names its product Kar1p (gene KAR1). Lineage: Eukaryota; Fungi; Ascomycota; Saccharomycetes; Saccharomycetales; Saccharomycetaceae. The coding region runs from base 1 to 1095 and encodes 364 amino acids. The transcript has a single exon. The record is from RefSeq and is a predicted model, not a curated record.